Molecule: messenger RNA, 5175 nt
Organism: Geodia barretti
Lineage: Eukaryota; Metazoa; Porifera; Demospongiae; Tetractinellida; Geodiidae
Source: the annotation of a GenBank genome assembly
ACCGGCUUCUCAACGCAGUGGGCGUGUAUCGGAGGGUAUCAUGGCUGAAGGAAGGUCCCUGGAGAUGUCGAGCCCAACGACAGAAGAGGGAUAUUCUCCGCAUUACCAAGCUGUACUGCAACACAAGGAUGACUUGGCCAGAAGUCUAGCCAGUGGACCGGAUCUGCAUCUUUUGAAUCAAUUCAAAAUCAGAGGAUGGCUUGGUGGUGAAGUAGACGCUACUCCUACUCGGAUGAUUGACGAGGCUCUGCACAGAAUACAGUCCGACCCCUCUGAUUAUGAAGUUUUCAUUGGAAUGCUACCAGAUGACAUACGAGUAAAACCCACUGUGGAUCAAAUAACAGGAAUGUGUCCUCUUUCUACUCCAACAGCAUCAACCACUAAACUUCAUGGUAUCCGUACACCAGACUUGAUUAGUACGCUCUUCAAUCUUGGUCUCAAAUCUGAAGGAGGCGGGGAGGACGAAGAUUUCCUAUCGUUACUCCUUAAAUAUGAACUUGAAGAUAUUCUACCUCUUCCUAAAACAACUGGGUCAUAUCUGAGAGAGCAUGGAGAAGAACUACAUGUACUAGAAGAAGAAGAAAAGGCUUUGCAGAGAGCAAUUCUACAAGCAGCUACAGCUAGUGGUCUAGACUUUAGUGGCAUACUCAGUCAGGCCAUAGAUUUGCUGACUAAAGUACAGCGAAACUUGAAACAAGCAAAUCCUAAACGAUCAGCAAAUGGGGUGAAUUUUACUGAUGGAAGAAAAAAGACCAAGCAGUUUUACUCCCCACUGAUGCAUGCAUGUGAGGAAGGGCAUGAAGAUAGGGUGAAACUUCUGCUCGACAAAGGAGCAAAAGUUGAUUUCAUUGCAGGACAACUCAAACCAAAGCCAAAAGGCAAAUCUAAAAUAAUAGGGUCAAGGAUGAAUGCCGUACACGUGGCUUGUGUACAAGGAAGAACCGAAGUUGUACAACUUCUUAUUUCAAGUUCAACAAACGCCGCAAGGGAUGUCCUCAACGCAAAAACUAAAGUCAGCGGCUAUUUUUCUGCACGAUAUGAAUAAAGUCUUUUCCCCCCAACAGGAUAAAUGGACACCUCUGAUGUACUCUGUGAAGGAAGGCCACACUGAGGUUGUUAGUUUACUACUGGAACAAGACACAGUGGACAUAUUAGCAACUAAUCAAAAAGGCCAGACAGCCCUUCAUCUGGCUGGCCUGCAUGGUAGACUGGAGUGUUUUAAAUUGAUCCAUGCCAAGCUGGCAGCACAGAAUGGAGAGAAACUCAAGAGAGCUGAUAUUGAGAACCCUUAUCUUUCAACUGACAAAAAAGGCUACAAUGUUCUUCAUCGUGUGUGUAAAGGACCAAAGGGUGAAAAUGAUGAAAAUGUGACUGUUGAGUGUCUGAGGUGGAUUUGUGAAAGUCUGCCCCAACUUGACAAGCCCGAAGUUCUUAAUAUGAAAACACAAGAAGGAUACUCAUGCUUGCUACUUGCCUGUGACUGUAAUAACAGGAAUCUGGUUGAAUACCUUUUGAGGGUAAAGAGAGUGGAUGUGAAUUCAACUACAGAAGAUGGAAAGACUGGGCUCCACAUAGCAGCACUACACGACUAUCCUGAAAUAGCAGAUUUGCUUAUGGAUGCUGGGAUCUCUGUUGCUACCCAAGACAAUGAGUAUAAGAGAGGAGACUCGGAUGAGAUUGCUGGGAUGGACACUGCAUUGCAUAUAGCUGUGCGUAAGUCUAGUGCAAGUGUUGAAGGGAGGAUCAGGUCACGCAGUGACUUACAACCUGACGUUCUCAUCGUUCAGAACAAGAUGGGGCAGACACCAGAUGAAGUCAAACCAGAAGAGAUCAUACCUCAAGAAAUACGGAGAUUGGGAGAGGCUGCAGUCAACCGCUACCAUCAGUUGCUCCGUCGAGGCAAGAAAAAGAAAAUGCCCCGCUGCAACCUGAUAGCACUGGGCGAACAGAGAGUGGGGAAAACUAGUCUGCUUUGUCUGCUGACGGGGGAAAAGUUCGUUAGGGAUCGAGAUCCUACGCGAGGCAUCCACAAUGAGAAGGUCGACGUGCUAACAUCAGGGAAUGUUUCAUCUAAGACCUGGAAGGAGGUGAAGUCCGAGGACAUUGCCAAGCAAAAUGAAAAGCAAUUUGCCUCUUCAGUUGCCGAAGACUUAAGGCCUGACUUUGCUAAAAAUCCAACUGGUGGAGCCCAUCCACCACACCCUGAUGAACUCAGGGGUCUCAUAGCAGCCAUUGAGACACACCUUCAGGAGAUGGAGAGGGCAGCUGAAGCAUACUCAAAAGAACCUUUGACACUCGUUCCCAGACCCAAAAGAGCUGCAGAGCCCCAAAUAGAAUCUAGUGACAGCUUUGCAAAAGCUCCAAAACGUCGCAAACCUGCAGCCCCUUUCACAGACAUUGAUGUUAGAAAUGAAAACACUUCCACCAAGGAUGGGAAAGCUAUUGCUACGGAGAAGAGGCCAUCACCUUCGAAACCAAAACUAGCCACGCCAGUUGAAAAAGGAAGUCAGCCUCAACCUCCACCAGAGACAUCUGAACCUGUCCAUGGUAGCCCUACCAACCGUGCCUCGGGCUUGCAAAGAGCACCCAACAUUGGGCGUAACCUGACCAAAACUAUAGUCUCCGGGGCAAAAAGGGGUUCAACAACAACAGAGCCAGUGCUUCAGUACAACACACUAGACUUUGCUGGCCAGACAGAGUACAGGGCAAUGCAUCACUGCUUCAUUGUACGUCGAGCCAUCUACUUAGUUGUAUUCAACCUCCUGAUUCUCAGGGACGCUCUUAAAGCAACCACUGAAGUAACCCAGAGAGCACUGGAGGAGAUUCGCUACUGGAUGAACUCCAUCCAUGCCCAUAUCCACAAGAUGGGACCCGAGGCACUGAGGAGGGUAAUGCUAGUAGGCACUCAUCGCUGCCCUAAAGAAGGAAGCACAGAGCAUCCACAGGAACCAGUAACCGAUGAAGAGUUGCGUGAAAUCGACAGAACGCUGGUGGAAAUGUUCACAGACACUCCAGUGUUAAAUGACAUCUUCAGAACUGGUGAAACCUGGGUUGCUACGGUCGAGAACUCGCUUGACGGAAAUCUAGACAGGGAGAACAGUGGUGCAGUCGCACUUCAGAAAGCCAUUGCUGAUGCCUGGAAGGAGCUUCCAUUCAAAGAUGAAGCAUAUCCCACUACGUGGCUACGAUUUGAAGCCUACCUCCAGAGGAGACGGCUAGUGGGUACACAGAUUGUGAAUGCUACCAUCAUCAAAAAGGUAGCAAAGGAACAAUUUGGAAUUGGAGAAGAAAACGAGGAGGAUAUUGAAAUGGCACUGGGCUUUUUUCAUGACACAGGCACAAUCGUUUACCCACCAAAGCUGCCAACCUUGUACCUGAAAGAAGAAGAAAAGAUGGUUCUGGAUGGGUUGAUCCUACUCGACCCACACUGGCUCACUAAAAUGAUGAGAAAGGUGAUGGAGCUGAAGGCAGGGAGGGGUCCAGAAAUGACCAACAAUAAACAAAUAUUCCUGGAAAACACUGGGUGUGCUGAACUGAGUCUUCUGAAACGGUGCUGGUCUGAUCUCGGAGAAGAAGACUUUCACAGGCUAAUGUUAAUGCUCCAGUCGUUUUGCCUCGUAUUCCCCCUCCCAAAACGAGCAGAAAAAGAUGAUACACAAACCCCUUGUGCACAAGUGAAGCCAGAUCAACAGGAGGAACCUGAAAAACCACCCUCCUUACCACCACUCAACCAAAUGUACCUGAUUCCAUCAAAGCUCCAGUCCGAAACAUUCAACCAAGACCUAACCAAAAAUUUUAACCUCUCCUUUCAGUUUGACUUUGGGGGUUUUCUUCCCGAGGAAGUCUACCACCGUCUUCUCUGUCUCAUGCUCAAGAAGUUGCCCAAGAUGAGUGGCAAACACAAAGAUAUAUUUACUGCUAAUUUUUUCAAGAUUUAUGGGGUCGAGAACUGCAACUGGGUUGUUCAGAUGGUUAGCUCAAAGCUAUGUGUGUGGGUAAAACAUGAAGAGAGUUCUAUUCCGCCAUCCUCCUACGUCAACCUUGUCCACAUGGACUACCUGCAAAAGAUAUGCAAUGAAAACGGAAGCAGUCUGCAGGGUCUGAAGUAUAUUGGAGGGCCGGUUCACAUGUGUGACAACCAGCCAGAGGUUGUACCCUGUGUAUCAUUUCCAGAUGACAAGGAAGUGGCACAUAGUUGGAAAUGCACAGGAUGUCUAAAGCUAUUUGACAUCGAAGAACUUUUGAACCCCAAGUAUGUGCCAAAAGAGAAAGUGCCUUCUACCUCUACUGUGUGUGAGACUGUAUCAGAAGGUGCCGUUAAUUGAUGCCUUAAUGUUUAAAAUAUAGAGUCAUUCUACAGGUACUACUUUGGUAAGGCCUCCUGAGAAUGCUACCUUUAGUAUAACAGCUAGUAAUGUGAUUCUUCCCCAACCACACUCCACACUCAACCUCCACAUUGAACCAAAUAUUCCACAGCUCCCUGAGGGCGUUGUGUCAUCUCAGCAAGCUGGAAGUGUACUACCUGAUGUCACUGGGAAGUGUCAAUUGCCAGAGCCCAGGGGCAAAGUUACCGCCAGUCAGCCACCCACAGCCACUUCAGAUGAGCCACAACUCCCUGUGCAAUGCCAGCAAGCUGAAAGUGUGACUGAGAAUCGUCAUUUGCCAGAGCCUAGAGGCGAAGUUACCACCAGUCAGCCACCCACAGCCACUUCAGAUGGGCCCACCCUUCCCACCCUGCUUCGCUUAAAAGUCCAUCAGCGUAUUGGUGAUCGUUAUCAAUUGUUUGGAGUUUUACUUCUUAAUGACAAGGAUGGCACCCAAGUUGCUAGCCUGGCCCACCAACACAAGGGAAAAUGUGAAGAUAUUGUAAUGGGAAUCUUACGAGAGUGGAUACAGGGAAAAGGAGUGCCCUCGACAUGGCCGGCACUUAUUCAGACACUCAAAGAAUCAGACCUAAAUGAGCUAGCAAAGGAGGUAGCAACAAAGUACUCAGUAAAUUGAUUGUGUGCUAAAUAAAAAAUUUAGUAUAAUUAUAUAGGACCGAUAGGGCAAUACUAUUACUGUACAAUGUUCAUUCUAUUAGCCAGUGUGUUUGUUACUGUACUAUGAAUGUUCAUUCAAUAAGCUACAAGUUUGUUAUUGCUGAGGAAAACACAAGUAUAUGAGUGUAGGACA